Molecule: messenger RNA, 990 nt
Organism: Sordaria macrospora k-hell
Lineage: Eukaryota; Fungi; Ascomycota; Sordariomycetes; Sordariales; Sordariaceae
Biological process (GO): protein deubiquitination
Molecular function (GO): cysteine-type deubiquitinase activity
Source: RefSeq, a predicted model, not a curated record
AUGGAGUCCGAAACACUCGAGCAAAUGCAAGCUCGGCAUCGCAAGGAGCAGAGAGACCUUGUGUCACGCAUCACAAACAAGAAGAAGAAUGCGACCAAGAAGACCCGCAAAGGAGUCAACGAUGAAUGCGCCCAACUGGAACUCGAACUGAAGGCGAGACAGGAGGAUGAGCUCAGGCAGCUGCAAGGAGGCGGCGGCGCCGACGAUAACGACGAGCAGGCCCAAGAGCCCGAGGAGGAUGAGCAAAAUGCCGGAGAAUCAACAGUCAACGAUGUGACCGAGCAGCUACAGAAGACCACAGUCUCUGACCAGUCGAGUAAAACAAGUUCCCCUCCUUCGGUGGAACAGUCCUCGGGCGGCGGAGAGAAAAAACGAAAUCGUCAGAAAGAGCGUCUCGCACGUCGCCAAGCAGAAAUCGAAGCUGCUGCUGCAGCAGCCGAGAAAGAGGCCUCGAGCAUGGUGGAUCACCGCGGUAUCGAGAAGGCAUACAUGUCGCGCGAAUUCAAGGCACAUUCUUUGGAUGAGAAGGAUAUCGAGCCCGAUGGACACUGUCUCUUCUCCGCGGUGGCAGACCAGCUUGCCGUCCACGGACUCCCGGUAGAUGGUCUCUUGUCUAAGAGCAAGAGAACGCAAACACAAGAGAAGCUUCCGCCAUAUAGGGUCGUGCGUCAUACGGCGGUUGACUACAUGGAGAAACACGCGGACGAUUUUGCGCCUUUUCUCGAGGAGCCCUUCGACACCUACGUGGCCAAGAUACGGGAUACAGCAGAGUGGGGUGGACAGCUGGAGCUGACGGCACUGGCAAACGCGUAUAACGUGGAGAUCAGGGUGGUGCAGGACGGUAGGACCGAGGUGAUACAGCCCAACGCUGUCGCAAAUGGGGAGAGCAAUGCGGACAAGGAGGAGCUGAAGGUCCUGUGGUUGGCGUACUAUCGCCAUGGAUAUGGCCUCGGAGAACAUUACAAUUCGCUGCGCAAAGCAAGCGCAUGA